AUGUUUAAUGGAGGUAAAGGAGGUAAAACACCAUUGGUGGCAGCAACUUAUUAUUUCAACUCUGAACUCGGUGAUCUGCGGCACCAUCGGGAAGCAUUGUAUUCCGAUACACCAUCAUCGUCUUCAUCCUCAUCCUCUUCACUCGCUUCACCAUUAUCCAAUAAUGAACCCGAUGAAAAUCCAAUCGUUAAUGAAGAUGUUUGCCAAGCAGCUGAUGGACGUAAAGGUAGCUGUUAUGAUGCACAAGAGUGUGUAAAUAAAGGUGGUGUACCGAUGGGCCGAUGUGCAAAUGCAAAAAGAGAUGGAAUCGUGUGUUGUUUGUUUGAAUUAUCAUGUGGACAAAUGGCUUCAGAGAAAUUCGUUUACUUUAGAAAUCCUGGAUUUCCUCAGUCUUACCAAUCCUCAAAAGUCUGUAGAGCCAGAAUCGGUAAAAUGGAUAAAAAUGUUUGCUUCUAUCGUGUUGACAUGUUAACAUUUGACCUUGCUCCACCUAAUCGAGGUAAUUGUUCACAAGACGUUUUCGUGGUUUCAGGACAAAAUGAAAACAGUAUCGUACCAAAAAUUUGUGGCCUCAAUUCAGGGCAACAUUAUUAUUUGAAUGUCGAUGAAUCCGAUACAGUCAGUUUACAUGCUUUAAUGCUUGGAACCAGAAGACGAAAAUUUGACAUCUUGAUUACACAGAUUCCUUGUCAUUCAGAAAAUGCCGCUCCAUCUCAUUGUCUUCAAUAUUAUACUGGAACUCAUGGGUCAAUUAAAAGUUUCAACUACGAUUCAUCUACUUUAAACAUGGCCUUUGAAGGUUAUCCAAAUGAUAUUGACUAUGUUGCUUGUAUUAAAAAGGAAUCUGGAUUUUGUUCAAUUUCAUAUGAGCUUUAUACCGAUGGUGAAAAGAUAUCUCCUUUUGCUAUUGGGUCAAAUUAUGAUUCUGGUUACUCCUUAUGGAGGCCAAUAAUUGCUGAAUGUCCAGAUGAUUAUUUAUCCAUUGGUGGAGUUAGACUUUGUUCAGGUAAAUUGAUUACUCGAACACCAACAUUAACAAUAUCAACUAAUGAGACGACUGUAACCGACAUUUGGAGGCCAUCUUCGAUGGUUCUUAACGCUACCAUUGAUCAUCCAACAAUAAUUACUGAUAAUACAUCAGGUCCAUUUACAGUUAGAUUUGUUUCCAACCAUAUUAACAAUGCAAGAGGCUUUCAUCUUCGUUAUAAACAAAAUCCAUGCAAAUGAGAAAUAAAAAUCAGUUAAAUUAGUCUGUAACUGAAAAAAAUUUAAAACAAUCAAAUUGUGCUUUAUAAACCAAAAAUGAAAAUUCUUAAGACGCAUAAAAUUGAUUGUAAUUAGUCUUUCGAACCAAAAAUCAUCAACUAACCAACAACCCAAGGAAACAGAGUGACUUUUGUAUGUUUCUAAAACAACAAUUAACAAUCAAAUAGAUUGAUAUUUAUGAUAAGAAA
This is a messenger RNA of Tetranychus urticae (two-spotted spider mite), 1454 nucleotides long. The record is from RefSeq and is a predicted model, not a curated record. Lineage: Eukaryota; Metazoa; Arthropoda; Arachnida; Trombidiformes; Tetranychidae.